AUGGUAGAUAUUAUUUUCCAAUGGAACUUUUCCAUCCACCCUUCUCUUUUCAGCUCCAUCAUAGCAUCCCAUAUUGCCCACAACCGUGCUCGCGAAGCCUUUUCGCUCUUGGGUAAUGUUGCUCCCCUUUGUGCCGAAAUUGGAGGGCCCACUUAUAACUCGCUCUUGGCUGCCCUUGCCUCUGAUGGGUGUUUGGAAAGUGCGUACCAGCUGUUUGAGGAAAUGACUCAGAGUGGUAUUGGUUUCAACACACUGGGAUUUGGGGUGUUUCUUUGGCGGGUUUGUGGAGAGGGUGAUGUGGAAAGGGUGGUGAGGUUGUUGGAUGAGGUUAAGGAAUGUGGUUCUGGGAUUAAUGGUUCUGUUGUGGCGGUUUUGACUGUUCAUGGGUUGUGUCGGGCUUCUAAGGUAUCGGAGGCUUUGUGGAUGUUGGGUGAUCUCAGGAGUAGGGGUUGGAAACCCGAUUUCAUGGCUUACUGGGUUGUUGCCGCAGGGUUCCGAUCAAUGAGGAAUGUGGCUGAUGAAGUGAAAGUUUUAAAGAUGAAGAGGAAGUUAGGGGUGGCUCCUAGAAGCAGUGAUUACAAGGACUUGAUACUUGACUUGAUUACGGAGAGAAGGAUGUGUGAAGCAAAAGAAGUUGGGGAGGUUAUAAUUGGUGGUAAUUUUCCUGUUGAUGACGACGUUCUCAAUGCAUUGAUAGGAUCGGUAUCAAGUGUAGAUCCUAGUACUGCUAUAAUGUUUUUCAAUUUCAUGGUUGAGAAAGAGAGGUUCCCAACUAUUUUGACUGUCAAUGAUUUGUGUAGGAUUCUGUGUAGGCAUGGCAAGGUUGAUGAGUUAUUGGAGGCGUUCCAUGUUUUGAAUUCUCAAAACUACUUUAAAGAUGUGGAGGGUUUCAAUGUAAUGAUUUCAUUUUUGUGCAGGGCUGGGAAAGUGAGAGAAGGCUAUACUGUUCUGCAGGAGAUGAAGAAGAAAGGGUUUCAACCCAAUGUCUCGUCUUAUAAUUACAUAAUGGAAGCGUGUUGUAAGGAGGAUCUACUGCGUCCGGCGAGGAAGCUCUGGGAUGAGAUGUUCUCGAACGGCUGUUUGGGUAAUUUGAAAACAUACAACCUUCUUAUACAAAAAUUUUGUGAAGUGGGACAAACUGAAGAGGCUCAAAUGCUCUUUUACCAGAUUUUAGACAAGGGAGUGGAACCUGAUGUUACCACUUACACUUUUCUUCUAGAAGGAAUCUGCCAAGAAGACAAACUAGAAGCAGCUUUUGAGCUCUAUAACAAGUCUGUCAAACAGGACAUAAUCAAUGCAAAAGGCAUAUUGAGCUCCUUUACAUCAUCACUGUGCAGGAAAGGUCAUCAUAUGGCUGCAUCCAAAUUACUUUGUAGUCUCAAUCAUGAUAUAGGAUGUGCAGAAUCCCAUAUAAUUUUGUUGAAAAGUUUGUCAGAUGCACAAGAGAUUCCAAUUGCCAUUGAGCACUUGAAGUGGGUUCAGGAAAAAUCACCUUUGAUACUGAGAGAUAUAUGUACUGCACUUUUGGAUUCUCUUUCUUCUGCUACGUGCCCAGAGCCCAUGUUACAGUUCCUUCAAAGAAUACAAAAUGUGUUUGAUUUCCCUUACUUCGAAGGAUAUGUGUGACAAAUGAUUACGAUUUGAGAAGAUUAUGUUCUCAGUUUUGGGUGCCAUUGGUUAAGUGUACAUGCAACUUAGUAACAAAACCUUUACAGCAUUGGUGUAUUUAGAUGAGAAAUUUUGGGAGUAAUUUAUAUUUUGAUUAUAUUUGUUCUAUAUGGAAAAUUGUGUUGUUUGAAUUAGCUGUUUUGAGAAAAAAGGAU
Vigna umbellata (rice bean) is the source of this 1823-nucleotide messenger RNA. Its product is annotated as pentatricopeptide repeat-containing protein At5g14080-like. Gene Ontology annotation, molecular function: protein binding. The record is from RefSeq and is a predicted model, not a curated record. Lineage: Eukaryota; Viridiplantae; Streptophyta; Magnoliopsida; Fabales; Fabaceae.